This is a messenger RNA of Cicer arietinum (chickpea), 341 nucleotides long. The record is from RefSeq and is a predicted model, not a curated record. NCBI's taxonomy places the organism in Eukaryota, Viridiplantae, Streptophyta, Magnoliopsida, Fabales, Fabaceae.
GUCUUGCAAGAGAAGAAUCAGUGACUGAGAUGAUGACUGCCGAAACAGGAACUUACCGAUGGAUGGCACCAGAGUUGUACAGUACCGUAACAUUGCGCCAAGGAGAGAAAAAGCACUAUAACAACAAGGUUGAUGUGUAUAGCUUUGAGAUUGUUUUGUGGGAGCUACUAACAAAUCGCAUGCCUUUUGAAGGAAUGUCUAAUUUACAAGCUGCUUAUGCUGCUGCCUUCAAGGUAUUCAAUCCGAAAUUACCAAGUGUUUGUUUAUUCAUCAAUCAGGUUGGGCAGUGCUGCCCGGAGUUUAGGCACAAUGUCAGGUUUGAGCUGAGCUUGUCUUCUUAG